Messenger RNA from Chelmon rostratus (copperband butterflyfish), 3467 nucleotides. RefSeq names its product cholesteryl ester transfer protein, plasma. Lineage: Eukaryota; Metazoa; Chordata; Actinopteri; Chaetodontiformes; Chaetodontidae. The transcript is spliced from 17 exons. Gene Ontology annotation, molecular function: cholesterol binding; phosphatidylcholine binding; triglyceride binding. The record is from RefSeq and is a predicted model, not a curated record. Bases 1 to 1500 code for a protein of 499 amino acids. Gene Ontology annotation, biological process: triglyceride transport; cholesterol homeostasis; triglyceride metabolic process. Gene Ontology annotation, cellular component: high-density lipoprotein particle.
AUGCCUCGUGAUGUUUUCCCACCGCUGAUACUCCUGCUGCUUCUGUCCGCGUUUGGGGCGUCCCGCGCCUGCCUGCAGGACCCUGCUUCAGCCUACAGGUUCACCGGAGCCGUGUGCCGCCUCACCUACCCUGCAGCUGUUGUGUUGAACGAGAAAACCACCAAAGUGAUCGAGGCAGCGUUCCAGCAUGCCAGAUACCCAAGUGUGAAGGGAGAGAAAUCCCUGCUCUUUAUAGGCAGAGUCAUAUAUGGCCUGGAAAAUUUGGAGAUUCACAACCUGUCGAUUGGUCGGAGUGAAUUUGAGCUGCGUCCAGGCGAGGGCAUCAGCAUGGAAAUAAAGAACGUGUCCGCCGUCUUCAGAGGGACCAUCCAGUAUGGAUACGGCAGCUGGCUUGUCAACGUUGCACAGUCCAUUGACUUUGAAAUUGAGUCUCAGAUUGAUCUUGGAAUCAACCCAAAACUUUACUGUGGAGAAGGCAAGGUCGCAGCAGACACAUCAGACUGCUACCUGAAUUUUCACAAGCUCCGUCUGCAUCUGCAGGGCGACAAAGAACCGAACUGGCUGAAAAAGCUCUUCACCGACUUCAUCACCUUCACUGUCAAACUGGUCAUAAAGGGACAGAUUUGUCAAGAGAUCAACAAGGUGGCAAAUAUACUGGCUGACUUCAUACAGGACACAGCAGAGCAUUUCCUCACCGAUGGGGCCAUCAGCGUGGAUAUCGGUGUAACUGCUGCUCCUGUGAUCACUGCUAACUACAUAGAAUCAUACCACAAGGGGCUGACCAAGUAUAACAACACAUCCGCUGUCAUCAAUGACUCUGUUUUCCACCCAAGUCAGCUGACUGAAAACAGGAUGCUCUACUUUUGGCUGUCAGACCAGGUCUUUAAUCCCAUGCUUGCUGCUGCCCACCACGAUGGCCGUUUUCACCUCAACAUCUCUGGAGCAGAGCUCACUGAACUUUUCAAGACAAACCUCUCCAGUGCCAUGCCCGAGCUUAUUAGAAAGUGUCUGCUGGAGUCUCCAGAGCUAAGAGUGUGGAGUUCAUCUGUUCCCCAUCUGAAAACCUCCGCCUCGGGUACGACCGUCUGGGCGAAGGCCUCUGGACAGCUCCACUGUGGGGGCACACCAACGCUCUUCUUUGAAACGGAUGUGGUCGUGGAUGUCACAGCUUCCUACGCUGACAAGAAACUUUUCCUGCAGGGUAAACCGUCAGAGAUCCAAGUCCAAGCUGAGCUUCCCGUGCAAAAUCAACUGCUCCCGGAUGAGACAGUUUAUUCACAACUGCAGUUCAUUAGGGGAGCUGUGGAGACGAUAGGCAUUCCCCACGUCCUGUCUGCUCUUGAGGUCGAGGUGACCAGGCUGUUGGACAAACAGGGAGCGAACUUGUUCGACAUCGUCAACCCAGAGGUCACCCCUAGAGAUGGCUUUGUGGUGAUUCAGAUGGAUUUUGGUUUCCCUCAUCACCUCCUGGUUGAGUUCCUCAGGAAGACACUACAGUAACUGGGCAGGCCUUAGACAUUUUGGGCCAGAUUUGGCUUUGGUAACCAGCUUGUUGCUCAUACAGAACCUUGUUUUCUUUGUAGUGAUGAUAAAUAUGUGUAAGCUGUACAAAACAUCCCUCUGUUGCAUUGUAGUAGAACGUUCAGAUAAAACCAACUUGCUCAGCUCUUCUUGUGAAAUCUAGAUAACAAAUGUGUGGACAAGCUUGCCACUGAUGCUCUCAAUACAUUUGGAGAUGUUUGCUUUUACAUGCAUAAAAAGUUUAAAGCCCACAUUUCAUUUACUUUGCUCGCUAUAUGUAAAAAAAAAAGCACAAACUAAGCAGUCUUAUGUUCUUCAGUAGGCUGCUCCAGGUGUUGGUUUUGGAAGUUGUCACGUAUGUGAAAAUUAAUGGUUUUGGACUUUUGGCAUAUGAAUUUUAAAGUGUGCAUUGUUCCUUAUAUCACCAACUUUCUCUUCAAAGUUGGUCCAAACUUACCUUGUGCCAUGUGAGUGCCAUGACAACAAACAAAAUCCUUCCCAUUAAUAAUAUUCUGAAUACUAAAUACUGAUAGUAGUGACCAAAUAAACAGGCAGAUUAAAUAUGUCACUCUUGAUGUUAACACGUAGUACUUGGUAAAAAAAACAACAACAACAACAACAACAAACAAACAGGGCAUACAAGGAAUUUUGCGUUACUUAAAAUGUGAGUUCACACACGACCUCUAUCAGGACACGUGACUUUGAUAAAGUGAUCUGUGUAGGUUAGACAGAUCACAUCAGAUGUCCUGGUGAAUACCAGGCACGUGAACGCAGAGGAAGGUGACCUUCAUGUACGAGCUGGUUUCUGUGGCUGGUAAAUUGUGCCGCAGAAUAAAAGGACAGAGAACGGACAAAACAAACAUGUUGCUGUUGAAUGUGGCGAGUUUUAAGUUGUAUUCAGUAUUACAGUUUUUUUUACAAUUCAUAACACAAUUCUCUGCGUUCACUUUUUCAAAACUCUUCAUCACUCUUCCAUCAUGAAGCUGAGCACAACAGUUAAUCAUCAGUUGAAUUCAUUUCAGUUUUAUUUAUUUAGCCCCAAUACAUGCAGAUGAAUAGACCUGCAGAGCUAGCAGUGAGAGAUGAGUGUGUGUUGUGUUGUGUUUUGAGCGUCAGGGCCGCCGUACAGAUGCAACCGAAACGCUCGAUGUACAUCCCAGGUUCAGCUCUUGCAUGUGAGGGUUGUAGCACAAAGUGAGAUUAUUUUGUCAGUGAGCUGUGUUGAGCCUUCAGCCAAAGUUUUCAAUGUCACUAAUGUGGCUCUCUUUUAACCUGGCUAGAUCGCCACGCUACCUUGUGCUGCACUCCAAACCCGCUUCAGAGGAGAUUACGUUCAGGGUUUCAGAUUUAAAUGGCCUAUGAAAAGCGCCUUUCACUAAUCAUUUUCCAGACAAUAUUCUCUAUGAGCGAUAUAGAUUUUCAGAUGAGGUUAUAUAUGCGAACCUGCUGUGAAUUGAUAAUGUCACUGAACAAAGCUCUGUAGUUACAGCAUCACAUUGUCUUCUUUUGCAGCAGGAAUGCAUACAUGCAUUCAAAAAAUCUUUUUUUUUUCCAUUUGCUUCAGUUAAUAUCAACACGAUGAAUGCACAGCAACUGUAGACCACUUUGGAUUAUGGUUUUAUGCUUCGUCCUGAUGCACUGCAAAGUCUGUUUUACACUUGUGUAUUGCAGCUAAUAGAACACCGCUUGGAAUGAUUAUUCUAUUGGCAUUUAUCACAGAUAAUAUUCAAUCAAUUUGACUUGACUGAAAACUAAAGUGACUCAUUCCAUAUAUCCUUAAUUAGGGGAUAGUGCCAGAAAUGAAUGCAACUUCUGAGCAUAAUAUUAAAAUGUGCUCCAUCACGGUUAAAGAUUAAGAGCUUGACAAUAUGCAGUUGUCACUUUAGAAAGAAAUGGGAGCCAAUGAGAGUGCACUGAGUGUUUAAAUAAAUGCACAGUUAGCAGUU